AUGGUAGCUGGUAAGGUCCGUGUAACCAUGGGGUUUCACAAAUCUCCUUCAACUAAACCGAAAGACACUCCCCCUCCACCUCCUCCACCACUUAAACCACCUCCCGGUCCAUCUGGUAAACCGUCAAAUCCCGGUUCUAAUCAGAAACCAGGUUUCACCCGCUCAUUCGGCGUUUACUUCCCACGCGCUUCCGCUCAAGUACACAACGCCUCCUCUCGCUCCGACCAAAACGCAGUCGUUUCGGAGCUCCGUCGUCAGGUGGAGGAGCUCCGCGAGAGAGAAGCUCUUCUGAAGACUGAAGUCCUCGAGCUCAAGCUCCUCAGAGAAUCCGUCUCCGUCAUCCCUCUCCUCGAGUCCCGGAUCGUCGAGAAGAACGGCGAAAUCGAGGAAUUUAGAAGAGAGACGGAGAGAUUAGCGGAGGAGAACGAGAGACUACGGCGAGAGAUCGAGAGGAGCGAGAAGGAGAUGGAGGAGCUUCGGAAAGUAGUGUCGAGUGAAGAACACGCGCUCUCUGGGUCUCAGAGGUUUCAGGGUUUAAUGGACGCGUCGGCGAAAUCGAGUUUGAUCAGGAGCUUGAAACGGGUCGGGUCGAUUAAAAACGUACCCGACCCGGUUCCGAACCAAGAGAGCAGCAAGAAAGAGGAGAUCGAGUGUCAUUUAAUGAGUAACUCAGAGGAACUUAAUGAGUCAUCAUCACUCUCAGCCGUUAGAUCUAGGGUUCCUAGAGUCCCUAAACCACCGCCCAAACGGUCUUUUUCAUCUAACGGCUCAGGUGAUUCCACAGAGAAUCAGCCACGGCAGAGAACCAAUCCUCCACCUCCUCCGCCUCCACCUCCACCACCGUCGACACUUUUUCAACGACCUCCUCCUCCGUCUGUCUCCAAAGCUCCACCUCCGCCUCCACCACCGCCUCCGCCGAAGAGUUUAAACAUAGCGUCGGCGAAAGUGAGAAGAGUACCUGAAGUAGUGGAGUUUUAUCACUCGUUGAUGCGGAGAGACUCCACUAACUCGAGAAGAGAUUCCACCGGCGGUGGCAACGCCGCCGCGGAGGCGGUACUCGCUAGCUCCAAUGCUAGAGACAUGAUCGGAGAAAUCGAAAACCGAUCGGUUUAUCUCCUAGCGAUAAAAACCGACGUAGAAACGCAAGGAGACUUCAUAAGGUUUCUGAUAAAGGAAGUCGAAAACGCAGCGUUUUCCGACAUAGAAGACGUGGUGCCUUUCGUGAAAUGGCUCGACGACGAGCUCUCUUACUUAGUCGACGAGAGAGCAGUGUUGAAACACUUCGAAUGGCCGGAGCAAAAAGCAGACGCGUUGCGUGAAGCAGCGUUUUGUUAUUUCGAUCUGAAGAAACUCAUUUCGGAAGCUUCUCGUUUCCGGGAAGAUCCUCGCCAAUCUUCAGGCUCUGCUCUUAAGAAAAUGCAAGCUUUGUUCGAAAAGUUAGAGCAUGGUGUUUAUAGUCUGUCGAGGAUGAAGGAAUCAGCUGCGACAAAGUUCAAGACUUUCCAGAUUCCGGUUGAUUGGAUGCUAGAAACCGGUAUUACUGGUCAGAUUAAAUUGGCGUCCGUGAAACUAGCAAUGAAGUAUAUGAAGAGAGUAUCUGCAGAGCUCGAAGCCACUGGAGGCGGUGGCCCUGAAGAGGAAGAGCUUAUCGUUCAAGGCGUCAGAUUCGCUUUCCGUGUUCAUCAGUUCGCAGGAGGAUUUGAUGCAGAGACAAUGAGGGCAUUCGAAGAGCUAAGAGAUAAAGCGAGAUCAUGUCAUAUUCAAUGUCAAAGCCAAACACAUCAACACAAGCUUGUUUUUCGCUCUACCCUUAGUUGA
Molecule: messenger RNA, 1818 nt
Organism: Eruca vesicaria subsp. sativa (arugula)
Lineage: Eukaryota; Viridiplantae; Streptophyta; Magnoliopsida; Brassicales; Brassicaceae
Source: the annotation of a GenBank genome assembly